GUGAUGUGUGGUGUGAUGCUUUACUCUACUGCCACGUACUGCUGAUGUCACCGUGUUAUUAUGCUAAUAAGGGCCUACAGAUAUAAUUUUGGAAGCAGUAUGCCUGCCCAUAUCUUUGAUGAGCCAGCUCCAACUGGUGAGACACGAGGGGCAGAGGAUACGCUGCCAGUAAAAAUGGACACAAGAAAUGACAUUGUCAUCAGUGGUCUCUCAUGUAGAUUGCCAGAAUCUGAGAAUGUUCAAGAAUUUCGUGAUAAUCUGAUGAAUGGUGUGGACAUGGUCACAGAAGAUGACAGACGCUGGGAACCAGGUCUCCAUGGCUUACCCAGAAGAAAUGGUAAACUAAAGGACCUCAGCAAAUUUGACAGCACUUUCUUUGGUGUGAAUCCUAAGCAGGCUAAUACCAUGGACCCUCAGAUGAGGCUAUUACUGGAAGUCACAUAUGAGGCACUUGUUGAUGCAGGGGUUAAUCCUCAGCAUGUACGUGGCAGUAGAACUGGUGUCUAUAUCGGUGUUAGUUCUUCUGAAGCAGGGGAGGUAUGGUCUGCAGAUCCUGAGACACUAAUUGGUUACAGCAUGACUGGCUGCCAACGCGCCAUGUUUGCAAACCGUCUCUCUUUCUAUUUUGAUUUUAAAGGUCCAAGUUUUACACUGGACACUGCCUGUUCGUCCAGUCUACUUGCCCUGGACCAGGCAGUGAUAGCCAUCAGGACUGGUCAGUGUGACGCAGCCAUUGUGGCAGGGUCCAACCUGUGCCUGAAGCCAACUACUGCUCUACAGUUCAUGAAGCUAGGGAUGCUGUCCCCAGAGGGCGCUUGUAAAUCAUUUGAUGUGUCAGGUAAUGGAUACUGCCGGAGUGAAGGUGUUGUGGCCAUUUACCUCCAGAAAGCUUCUGCUGCUAAGCGCAUUUAUUGUACUGUCCUUCACUCAAAAACCAAUGUGGAUGGAAGGAAAAAACAAGGCAUUACAUUCCCAUCAGGGGAAAUGCAAAAGAAUCUGCUCACUGAAAUAUACACAGAGGCUAAAGUGAAUCCGUCCGAAGUGUCUUAUGUAGAAUGUCAUGGGACAGGAACCAAAGUGGGAGAUCCACAGGAGGCAAAUACAAUAGCAGAUAUCUUUUGUCAAGACAGAGAUCAACCAUUGUUGAUUGGGUCUGUCAAAUCCAACAUGGGCCAUCCUGAACCAGCAUCUGGAUUGGCAGCGCUGGCAAAGGUCAUCAUAUCCAUGGAAGACAGUGUUAUUCCACCAAAUCUUCACUAUACAACCCCUAAUCCAGAUAUCCCAGGACUGUCUAAUGGAAAGCUUAAAGUCGUGACAAACUGCACAAAGUGGAAUGGGGGCCUUGUUGGACUGAAUUCCUUUGGGUUUGGAGGAGCAAAUGUACACGCAGUUCUAAAGUCAAAUAAUCAGAAGGAAACAACAGUUCACCCAGCAGCCAAUGAAGUAAGACUAUUCACAUUUUGUGGAAGAACAGAAGAAGGUGUGCAGCAUGUUUUAAACAAUGUGAAACAGCACCCAAAAGAUCUGAAUCUCCAGGCACUGCUGAAUCAAAAUGCCUAUGGUGACCCCAAGAUGCAUCCAUACAGAGGGUACACACUGCUUAACACAACUGAUGAGAUUCAAGAAAUACAGAACUGCCCAUCAGAACCCCGUCCAGUAUGGUACGUCUUUACAGGGAUGGGCACCCAGUGGCAUGGCAUGGGGAGAGAGCUGAUGCAAAUAGAUGUGUUCAAACAGUCCAUCAUGAGAUCUCACCACUGCCUGAAGAAAAUGAAUAUCAGUCUGUAUGACCUGCUGGUGAAUGGCACAGAAGACACCUUCAAGAACACUGUCAACUCUUUUGUUGGAAUAGCGGCUAUACAGGUGGCACUGGUGGACACUCUGCGUUCCCUGGGGGUGAAGCCAGAUGGUAUUGUGGGUCAUUCUGUGGGGGAGUUGGGCUGUGGCUAUGCUGAUGGUUGCCUGACUGCAGAGGAGACUGUAUUGGCAGCAUACUGGAGAGGAAAGUGUAUUUUGGAGGCAGAUUUAGAGGCAGGGGCAAUGGCUGCUAUUGGUUUAACAUGGAAAGAGGCCCAGGAGCAGUGUCCAGCAGGAGUAGUUCCAGCCUGUCACAAUGCUGAGGACACUGUGACCAUCUCUGGGCCCAAGGAAGCAGUAGCAACAUUUGUUCAGGAGCUCAAGGAUCAAGGGGUGUUUGCCAAGGAAGUUCACAGUGCUGGGGUAGCUUUUCACUCCUAUUACAUGGCUAAAAUUGCACCCAACUUGAAAGAAGCACUGGACAAGGUCAUUAAAACCCCAAAACCAAGAAGCAGCAAAUGGAUCAGUUCUUCCAUCCCAGAAUCCAAAUGGACCUCUUCUCUUGCUCAGAUGUCGUCUGCAGACUACCACGUCAACAACUUGGUCAGCCCCGUGUUGUUCCAAGAGGCACUGCAGCAUGUUCCUAAGAAUGCCAUCACUGUAGAGAUAGCUCCACACUGUCUGCUGCAGUCCAUACUAAAGAGGUCCCUUGGCCCAAAGUGCACUUUGACUAGUCUAAUGAAGAGGGGGCAUUCAAACAAUCUUGAACAUUUCUGGGCCAACAUUGGAAAGCUCUACAUGAAUGGAGUGAAUCCAGACCCCUUGAAGGUUUUCCCACCAGUCCAUUUUCCAGUUCCCAGUGGCACCCCUAUGAUAUCUCACCUGGUGAAGUGGGACCAUUCCCAAAAUUUUUCUGUUCCGACCCAGGAUGACUUCAUGGCCUUGUCUGGGAGCAGUGGGAAAAGUACGGCCUUUGUGUAUGAGGUGGACAUGUCCCCGGAUUCUCCUGAUCAUUAUUUGGUCGGCCACAAGAUAGAUGGAAGGGUUCUUUUUCCAGCAACAGGAUACCUUGUCCUAGCUUGGCGGGCUCUAGCAAAGAUGAAGGGACAACUAUAUGAACAGAUGCCAGUGACUUUUGAAAAUGUUGCCAUACAUAGAGCUACAAUUUUAUCAAAAGAUGCCAAGGUGAAAUUUGAAAUCUGUAUAAUGCAGUCUACAGGAGAAUUUGAGAUUUGUGAAAAUGGGGCUAUGGUUGCGAGUGGAAAGGUGUAUGUUCCAACAGAUCCGGGCUCACAGAGAUCUACAGAAUACACGUUGGAAGAUGAUGAAGAGCCAGCACAGGAAUGGAGAGAUCUGACGUCUGGAGACAUCUAUAAAGAGUUGAGGCUCAGGGGAUAUGAUUAUGGUCCAACAUUUCAGGGCAUUCUGACCACAAACAAUACAGGUGAUCAUGGCCAGUUACUCUGGAACAACAACUGGGUUUCUUUCCUGGACACCAUGUUACAAGUUUCUGUACUUGGCGCUUCUGGACGUGGGCUGCGUCUGCCAACUAGGAUCACUUCCCUUUCAGUAGAUCCUGCAUUACAUGAACAGAGAGUUGUACAAUUUGAUGAAAGUACUCAAGCUGUGCCACUUAGUGUUAACAAAUACACUAACACAUGUAUUGCUGGUGGUGUUGAAAUCCUUGGCCUACAUGCAACAGUGGCACCCAGGAGACAACAACAACAAAAUCCACCCGUCCUUGAGGAAUACACAUUCGUCCCAUACAAAGAAUCAAAUCUGCUCAGUUCUUCAAAUAAAGCUGAAUAUUCAAAACUUCUCACAGAUUCUUCCAUCCAUAUUUUGAAGAAAUUGCUUGAGAAACUAGAAGGUCAAGAGUUGCCAAACAUGGAGCUACUAAGAAACAUUGUGGAUUCUUAUGAACAUUGUCCUGCAGAUAUUGACGAAAUGCUGGGGCGCUAUGAAGAUGAAAAUUGUUAUCCAGCUGCAAAAUACUUCAAGAAUAUUCUCACAUCCUUGAGCAAUGGUGCCACAAAUUUCCGAGAACUUUUAAUGGAGAAUCAAGAACUCUUGAGAGAUCCUCUCUUUACUUCUGCAUACCAUCCGACAGUUUUGAAACCAUGCUUAGAUGUGGUUUUAGAAAAUGUCAACAGUUCUACAUUGAAGGUAGUGGAGGUUGGGGCAGUCCAUGGGCAGAUGUACAAACCAGUUAAUCAGUCUCUAGGGUCACAUCCUCUGGUCAAAUUGGAUUAUACAGUGACUGAUGAGAGAGUCCAAGAUUUGGACCAGGAAGAAUUAGAGAUGUUAAAUGUUCAAAGCACUGAAUGGAAUUUGAAAUCUCCACCCUCAGACAACCUUAAAUCUACAGAUUUGAUUGUAGCAAAAGGUUUACUGCAUCAGCAGGAAGGGAUUUCAGAACUGUUAGACAUACUUUCUAGUUUACUGAAAGAUGAUGGCUUCUUGUUGAUAAGUGAGCCUACACAAAACUUUCCCCUAGCAUUCAUGUCAUCAUACACAGGAAAUGAGGUCUUCAUAGCAGAGGACAAUCACAGGCAUUGUGGGAUGUACUUAAGUGAAACGCAGUGGACAGAAACAUUUACAGCAGCAGGUUUGCAGAUAAUUGCCCAAAAGAGUGAUGGACUUAUGCACACAACUUUCUUAUGUAGGAAAACAUCUACAGUGACCAAUGCUGUGCCAACCUUUCUCAUCAUUGACAACAUGACCACAUUUGAGUGGGUAGAGCAGCUAAAGAAAACCAUGGCUGACCACUUGGACAAGCCGAAAGAGGCCACUAUCUGGUUGGUGUCCAAAAAUGAGCCUUGCAAUGGAAUAGUGGGACUAGUGAAUUGUCUCAGAAAAGAGCCUGGAGGUGAUAGAAUUAGGUGUAUUUUCAAUGCCAGUGAAGGUAACUUACCUGAUUCUUGUAUGGAAAUGGAAAGUCCAACUUUUAUGUCUCUAAGACAAAAGGACCUUGUGAUGAAUGUGUACAGAAACGGCCAAUGGGGGUCCUUUAGACAUAUGCCACUGCAUCAGGACUGUCAAAUUCCUCACACUGAAGUCAACCAUGCUUUUGUGAAUGUGCUGACUAGGGGUGACCUGUCCAGUUUACACUGGAUCGAGUCUCCCCUAAAGUACUUUGACCCUGGCCAGAACCCCAGUAAAAAACUGUGUAGUGUGUACUACGCUGCUCUCAACUUCAGAGAUGUCAUGCUGGCCACUGGGAAGCUGCCUCCUGAUGCCAUACCAGGUGAUCUGGCAUCUCAAGACUGUCUGCUGGGUAUGGAGUUUUCUGGAAGAGACCAGACAGGAAGAAGACUUAUGGGUCUGCUACCUGCAAAGGGCCUUGCUACCUCAGUGGAUGCUGAUGGUAGGUUCCUAUGGGCAGUUCCAGAUAGAUGGACACUGGAGCAGGCUGCCUCUGUCCCAGUGGUCUAUGCUACAGUCUACUAUGCCUUGGUGGUCAGGGGACAGAUGAGGAAAGGAGAGAGGGUGCUGAUCCAUUCUGGCAGUGGAGGUGUUGGUCAGGCAGCUAUAUCAGUGGCUCUUCACUAUGGUUGUGAAGUAUUUACAACUGUUGGUUCUAAGGAGAAAAAACAGUACCUCAUGGACCAGUUUCCUCAGCUGAAAGACAAGCAUUUUGCCAACUCACGGGAUACAUCAUUCGAAAUGGAUAUUUUGAGAGCAACCAAGGGGAAAGGUGUGAACUUGGUGCUGAAUUCCCUGUCUGAAGAGAAGUUGCAAUCUAGCGUCAGAGUUUUGGCAAACCAUGGAAGAUUUCUGGAGAUUGGAAAGUUUGAUCUUUCAAACAAUUCUGCUCUGGGUAUGUCAGUGUUUUUGAAGAAUGUCACAUUCCAUGGGAUAUUAUUAGAUGCAUUGUUUGAGGAAGGAAACAAUGACUGGCAGAUUGUAGCAGAUCAUGUGACUAAAGGUAUCCAAUCAGGAGCAGUGUGUCCACUGAAGACAACCACCUUUGACCAAUCAAAUGUGGAAGAAGCUUUCAGGUUCAUGGCUCAAGGAAAGCACAUAGGAAAAGUACUUAUUAAGGUCAGAGAUGAAGAACCGGAGACAGUAGCACCUCCAUCCUCAAUCAAACUUCCUGCCAUAUGCAGAACUACCUGUGACCCCAAGCUGGUCUACAUCAUCACAGGAGGCCUGGGAGGGUUUGGUCUGGAGUUGACACGGUGGCUGAUUGAACGUGGGGCUAGACAUUUCCUUCUCACGUCUCGCUCAGGAAUCAGGACUGGUUAUCAGGCUCGGUGUAUCAGGCAGUGGAGAGAACUGGGACUUGAUGUGAGGAUUUCAACCAGAGAUAUUUCCACCCUGCAGGACACUGAGGGACUCAUUCAGGAGGCCUUGGAAGAAGGACCAGUUGGUGGAGUCUUUCACCUUGCCAUGGUAUUGAAAGAUGGAUUACUGGAAAAUCAAAGUGCAGAAACAUUUCAACAAGUUGCUGACUCUAAAGUGGCUGGCACAAUGCAUUUGGACCAAGUUACUCGCAAACUUUGUGCUGAGAGUUUAAAAUGGUUUGUGGUGUUUUCUUCUGUAAGUUGUGGCCGAGGAAAUGCUGGCCAAACUAAUUAUGGUUUUGCCAACUCUGUCAUGGAAAGGGUGUGUGAGAGGAGAUGCCAGGACAAACUACCAGGCCUGGCAAUACAGUGGGGUGCAAUAGGUGAUGUUGGCAUUGUUUUGGAUAACAUGGGCAACAAUGACACUGUGAUUGGUGGUACCAUACCACAAAGGAUUACAUCAUGUCUGGCCACUCUUGACCACUUCCUUAAUCAGCCGUGUCCAGUUAUGUCCAGUUUUGUGCCUGCUGACAAAGAAAAAUCCACAUUGAAUAAAAGAGAUGGUGGUGCUGAUUUGCUGGAUGCUGUGGGAAACAUCUUGGGUGUGAAAGACCCCAGUACACUUAACCCAGAUACCACCCUCGCAGAUCUGGGCCUAGACUCCCUGAUGGGUGUUGAGAUCAAGCAAACUCUAGAGAGAGAUUUUGAUGUGGUUCUGUCCAUGAAAGAUGUGAGAGCUCUGACAAUCAACAAACUGAAAGCAAUCUCAACUCAGGGGGUCAAACCAGUUCAGGACACGAGUGACGGUUCUCCACAUGUUUCUGAUGCUGUUGCAGACAUUCAAAGCACAGCGCUGGCUAGAUACAAUCUGGACCAGCUCAUUCCUAGUGACUGUCUUGUUAGGAUGAAUGCAGUAGAAAGCACAGAAACUCCAUUGUUUAUCGUCCAUCCUAUUGAAGGUCACAUCCAGUGUUUGCAGUCCAUGGUCUCCUACAUAGAGUAUCCUGUGUAUGGGCUUCAGUGCACCAGUCAGGUGUCUAUGACUUCCAUACAGGACCUGGCAGCUUUCUACAUACAGAAAAUAAGUGAAAUCCAAACCACAGGACCAUUCAGGUUAGCUGGAUACUCAUUUGGGGCCUGUGUUGCUCUAGAAAUGGCACUUCAGCUUCAGGGCAAGGCUGUCGAGGUGCAGCACCUUCUGUUGCUUGAUGGCUCCCACACCUAUGUUGCUGCCCACACAGAGCAGUACAGAACAAGACUGAUGUCCACUGAUAAUGAAGCUGAUGCAGAGAGCGAGGCACUGUGUGCCUUUGUACAACAGUUUAUUCCUGUUGAGUACACACAGCUUAAGCCUCAUUUGAUGUCUUUGCCAUCGUUGGAAGACAGAGUAUCAAUAGUAACAGAACACCUGAUGAAAACCAAGCUGUUCAAGAAUGAGGAGGAUCUGAAAGCUGUGAUCGUCUCAUUUUACCAGAAGCUGGUCAUAGCAGAGAAGUACAAGCCUUCAGACACUCUCCACGGAGAUGUUGUGCUGAUCAAGGCACAGACAGAAAAUGGUUACAAAGAAAAGUUGGGAUACGAUUACAGUCUAAAUGAGGUCUGUAAUGGACAGGUUAUUGUUCACACGGCAGAAGGGAAUCAUGAAACUUUCAUUCAGAAUGAAAAUGCUGAAAAGGUGGCUCAGCUUGUAAAUGAUACACUUAGGGCAGGAUCAUCAGACAAGGUAGUUCAUGGAGGGGCUCAAACAGAACUAGAGAGCAGGACUUCAGGCAAACAUGGUGAUUCACAGGUCCCUAAAUAUGUAAAUGCUCAAGACUUACUGCAUGAAGAAAAAGACACGGACAUUUCACAUUUGCACUAUAAAUCACUUCCCAUGGUGUAGGAAAAAGGUACAAAAAUGACCUGCUGUGCAGGAUAGGCUCCCUCUCCAUGGUAAGCUUUAGAUGCCAUUGGGAGGCAGUCAGAUUUAGGAGGGGCAGAUGGAUGGAUGUGACAACUCCAUAUUCUUUCUAUAAAAGAGUUUAUAUUUCCAAUAUGCAGAACAUUUCUUUGUAAAAUAUUGAGUCUUUACAUUAGAAGCAUUUUUAUAGUGUGCUAAGAAGAAACAAUCCCAACCUUUUUAUUUACCAUAAAAAGAAGUCUUUCAGGCAGCUAUGAAAACAUUGCAAAGGGGUGCUUUUUGUAUGAUAAUAAAUAUAAAAUAUUGGUUUAUUUUAUUACAGUUUUCCACUUUUUUUCUUUAUUAAUUUUUUUUAGAUGUUUUUGAGACAAUGAUAAUAAUUUGGCCAGCUUACACAUUUUGAGGCAUGUAGUGUCUCAAAAUCAAAAUAAUAUUCCAGCAUAGUGUGUCCAUUGAAAAAUUGAGCCAAACACUACUUGA
This is a messenger RNA of Lingula anatina, 8463 nucleotides long. RefSeq names its product fatty acid synthase. Gene Ontology annotation, molecular function: phosphopantetheine binding; fatty acid synthase activity; 3-oxoacyl-[acyl-carrier-protein] synthase activity. Gene Ontology annotation, biological process: fatty acid biosynthetic process. NCBI's taxonomy places the organism in Eukaryota, Metazoa, Brachiopoda, Lingulata, Lingulida, Lingulidae. The record is from RefSeq and is a predicted model, not a curated record.